Messenger RNA from Seminavis robusta, 912 nucleotides. The record is from the annotation of a GenBank genome assembly. NCBI's taxonomy places the organism in Eukaryota, Bacillariophyta, Bacillariophyceae, Naviculales, Naviculaceae.
AUGUUCCAGACAGAAUGUACUCGGAACAAUAUCAAUGGGCAAACAAGCCCUCCGGACAAAGAAGCUUCUCCCACACUCAACCAACGGAGCAAGGAAAAAGAUUUUGUUCGAUCGAGCGCUCCAAAACUGGAGCUUGCAUCGCUUUCCCACACACAAUUUUCAGGCAUUGGCACAAAACAUUCGUUUGCCUACAAAACACCGACCAUGUCGUCCCUUUGUAAUCAAGAUGCAAAGAUUGCCUUCUUUGCAAAAAGCGCAGGUGAGGCAACAGCCGUGAGCAACGAGACACUCAGCAACAUUGCCCGAGGCAUUCAGCACGGCAUCCAGCGUUGCAUUGACCGAACAAGUGACGUAGAUAUGUUUGUCUGCCUUCAAGGCAACAAAAUCAUCCCAAAUACUCUGCCAAUCCGUCUGGAAGAUAUCCAAGCGACGAUGGAAACUGCGUCGAACGGAGACCUCAAAUUCAAAACCCUCCAAGGAAAUCACACACUUCAUGUCCUUUUCACUGGCGGAGGAUCUCAGUUUUCUAUCCAACUUGCCGAGCCACCACAGCGUCAACAGGCCAGGGUCCCUCAGCGUCAACAGGCCAGGGUCCCUCAGCAACAACAGGCCAGGGUCCCUCAGCAACAACAGGCCAGGGUCCCUCGUCAACAACAACGACAACAGGCCAGGACACAGCAACCAGCGCCUCCGCAAGCAGAGAGACGCAGCCGGGAAGCUUCUGCCAAUCGCCACCGAGUCAGUUUAACGGACUCGUCUGAAUCAUCUGAUGAAGAAGAGGUUGUGGCUCCGCUUCGUCGUUAUCGUCGUGCUGGACAACAACAAAAAAGACAACCAGACAGCGACGAUUCCUCGUCCGCGGACGAAUACAAGAACUUUUCGCAGAUCACAGGGCGGAAGAAGCGUGCUUGA